AUGCCUCCUUCAAUUCUGCUUGACCAACUUGCCCUCAGCGAUGAUGAUGAAGAGGAGGAGGAGUUGGAGUGUUAUCGACAAUGUGACAGAGAUGAGACCGAAUCUUUAAGUAAGACGACAACAGAAAUGGCACUUUCCGGUUGCGUACUAUCCCUGGGGAACGUUUCGGGACACGGUCGGCUGAGCGGCUUGACUGCCGGAGCCGUUUAUGAAGUUUUCCUCAACUGUUCCGGCUGCUGCCAAAAGGUCACCACGACGCCUUAUCACGUCACCAAUCUUCAAGUCACGCGAGUCACAACAUCUGAAAUAACGGUCAACUGGACCAAACCAGAAGGAAACUACUCGUUCUUCAUGGUCCAAUGGACUGAUGGAAAAGCCUCCCAACAAGAAAAAACGUUUCUCCCGUCCAAAACCAUUACUGGCUUGUCUGCAGGGACCAUGUACAAAAUUAACGUCACUACUCUAGCGGACGAUGAAAAGACUGAAAGCCAGACUGCAACCGUUUCGCAAUACACAAAACCGGGUCCGAUUCCAGAAGCCUACGCUUCCUCAAACACCUCCGCGGUGUCUCUAACAUGGAAGCCCCCGAUUGGUGAGGUGUUUUCAUACGAGGUGAAGUGGAACAACACCAGCAAAUACGUAAAUGAAAGCUUCACGGUGCUACCAAACUUGAUUCCUGGUACGUCAUACACAGUCACGAUUGCUAGUGUUGCUGGAGACAAGCAAACCGGAGAACCCUAUGUACUGACCACGGUUACGAGACCGGAGAAGCCUGAAAAAAUAACGGCCACGUCAGGAACCGACUACCUGGACCUUAAGUGGACCUUACCGCGAGGAAAAGCAGAUUUCUACAAGGUGAACAUCUCCAAUCCAGAUCUGUCCUAUUUCGCCAACAACCGAACCAGUGUCAAGACAGCCCGUUUUGGCGAUUUGUAUCCUGGGAGACUUUUUGUCAUCACGGUGACCGCUGUCGCCGGAAACCAAAGCAGCGCAUCGGACCGGAUCUCAUUCGCCACCGUUCCUACGCCGCCUGGUCUCCUGGUUGUCAGUCAAAAGACAAAUGCUUCACUUCACCUUCAGUGGAAGACCCCUCAUAAAAUGGAGGGUGCUCCCAACAUCAGUUACAAGGUCACCUACCAAAAACCUGGUGGCCAAGUGGAAACCGCUAACACCGGCAACGAAAGCGUGGUGCUGUCACAGCUUUCUUCUGGAACCUCGUACAAUUUAACCGUGUACACGGUUGGACCCCAAAAUCUGAUGAGCUCUGCUGUUGACCAGUCGGAAUACACCUUGCCCAACCCUGUGUUAAACCUCGCGGCCAGUCCUUUGGAUACCACCUCAAUCCAAGUGGCGUGGUCCAGCCCGCAUGGGGCGCAGACGUAUUACGAAUACUCGGUGGACACCUACGACUUGACAGGAACUCAUGUGAAUCAUCAAACGAUCGUUAAUAACACCACAAUCGUACAAAACCUGGAACCGGGGACUAAGUACAACGUUACCGUCAUAACGUUAGCGCCACUAAAAACUCGAUCUGCAACCGAGCAUACAGUCGCUUCCACAAUCCCCAAAGCUGUACCUGAACUCCAAGUUGUAGAUUUCAACACAACAGCCGUGCAGUUACAUUGGUCCAAAUCGAGCGACUACAAGGACAGCUACGUCUAUCUGCUAACUGUGUUGCAGGACAACACGACUAUUAGAAAUGUGACAACUGAAAUACAAAUGUAUACCUUCUCCAAUCUGAUCCCCGGAACUGCUUACGAAUUUUUUGUGUGGACAGUCGUGGAGGGACUGAAGUCGAAGUCGCAAAACACAUUACAAUACACAAGGCCUGAGGUAGUGUCAAACCUCCGAUUCAUAGGAACGACCACUACUAUGUCUUUGUCCUGGAGUGUUCCAGCGGGAAAAGUAGAAUCCUUCAUUGUGAUGUUGAGCAAUAGCUCCGGAGGUGCAAUUCGGAAUGACACACUGAAGAACUCAACAAGUAGCCUAUUUCCAGGCCUAAAACCGGGGGUGCUUUACUGUGCGGUGGUGACGAGCAGAAGCGGACCUUUACAGAGUAAUUCUUCAGAAAUCUGCAACGCGACUUUUCCGAACCCUCCUGGACCCGUACGAGUGGAUUUGCAGACUGUCCAUUCCAUUAAUUUCACCUGGAACCCUCCGGAUGAUAUGGAUCACAAUCAGUACAAUUUCAGUGUUAAAGGUGUCUCCAUCGGGCCUCAAAAAUGGUUUUUUUUGAGCGGUCUCCAAUCCGGAACUUCAAACUCCAUUUCUGUCGUAACUAUCGGUGUGUUGGGCUAUCGCAGUACGGAAGUCCAAGCGACCAAUUAUACAAGACCGUAUCCAGUGACCGAGCUGGAAGCGGAAGAAAUUACCACCGGCUCAGUGUCGUUGACGUGGAAGCAACCCGAGAUGAAGUCGGACUACUCGUACACGGUGCUCGUCGCCAAUGGUUCGGAUCCACUGAAGGUCACGACCUUGAACGCCAACAUCUCCGGCCUAGUUUCCGGCAGCAACUACACCUUCAGCGUCUUUGCGCGAGCGGGGGACGGCACCUUGGCGGAUCCUGGGAUCAAGUCCGUCUUCACUCGACCGUAUGAGAUUCCUAAUCUGAAGGCCGACACUAUAAACUCAAGUGCAGUCCGCCUGGUUUGGGGGAAUCCUCAGCAACACAGACCCGAUUACACCUUUCGCGUGGAGACAACUGUCUGCGCCUCCCAAAAUGAAAGUCUGGGUGAUAACUUUACGGUCAUUUCCGAGCUCAAUCCUGGGACGCGGUGUACUAUUUGCGUUUUUGUCCAAGCGGCGGACGGCAUCGAAUCGAAACCACGGUGCAUCUCUCAGUACACAAUGCCUGAGGCGGUCCAACUCGGUAUGUCCAGUCAAGGCUCAAAUAUGUCCAUUCUGGUGUUAUGGAAAACACCACCGGGGAACGUGGAGCUUUACAGCGUCCACCUCAACGGCUCUUCCACGGUUCAGUCACAAGAAGUGAAUUGGACGGACAACUCUUUGCUUUUUGAGGAUCUGUCUGCCGGAAGUCUUUACAGCGCCAAGGUGAUAUCGCAUAGCGGUCCAUUCAAUGCAUCUUCUGAAUUUGUUACAAACGCUACCUUUCCGAACCAACCUGGGAAGAUUGAGAUAGUCUCUAAGACGACAAACUCAAUAGAAGCAAUGUGGACAGAACCUCUGCUGAUGAACCACACGCAGUUCUAUUACCGGCUAACAAUUGCGCCAACUGAAGGAAACAGAAGCGUCAAUACCAGCAACAUGAGUCAUACUUUUGAUGAGCUGCUCCCCGGGACCCCGUACAACAUUUCUGUAGCAACAGUAGGGGUCUUGGGUUUUAGGAGUCAAGGGAUUCAUGCCAAUUCGGUCACCACAAGACCCUUACGUGUACCCUUACUCUACACUUCCGCAAAGGAGGAAAAUAUUACAGUCAAGUGGCUUCGAGCUGAUGACUACAAGGAAGGCUAUCGUUAUCUUUUGAGCUGGGAAAGCUCGGACUGGCCCGUCAAUGGAAGUAUUGUGACCAAUCAAACCAUGCAUACAGUCGGAAAUCUGGUGCCCGGCAGUAGGUAUAAUUUUUCAGUCAUCUCAGAGACUCGAGAUGGAACUCAGAGUGCUCCCAAAUGGAUUUCCAACUGCACAGACGCAAGCCCAGUAAGAGAGUUAGCAUGUGACGGUCCAGACACUCCAGACGCAAAGCUCAUUUUGUCCUGGACUAAACCUAGCGGCCUGUUUCAUGAUUUUCGCAUCAAUAUAAACAAUGCGGAAGUGAUCCGUGGGACGAACGCUUGCAACCAAAGCUGUAGCCGCACCAUCUCCGACCUGAAACACUACACGUCCUACCAUGUGACGAUGGAGACGCUGAGCUGCGGACAACCCGCUUCUCCAGUGUCGCUCCACUGCAAGAGCGGCAUCACAGACCCACCCAUUCCGGAAAGCUACGAGUCGCUGGUUAGCGAGAAGGGCAUAGUAUACAACGGAUUCACCAUUCAGAUCAACUCCAGUCUGUUGAACGAGACCAAUGGACCGAUCGCUCAAUUUGGCGUGCUGGUGACCGAAAACUUUGACGAAUCUGACACGGCUGAUAUGAAACAGCACUUAGGGAAGACGUACCAAGAGUGGAUUGAGAAAAAGACUAGGGUAUACCUAGCCACCGUCAAGGAGAGGAAAGUCAAAACGCGCAUCCAUGACGAGGCCUUGAGCGUCCACAUCGGAGACGGUUCCAAAUGGAAGGGAUACACCAACGGAGAACUUCGCGGCAAUCGGAGAUACCACUAUGCCAUCGUCUUGUUCACUCGACUGAUUCCGGACGGCGAUCUCGUAAAUAAAGCGUCGAUGGCCUCCAUCACAAAAUUCAUAUCCGUAGAAAAACUCCCGCAGGACCCGGCGGUGAUCAGCGCUGCCGUGGGAACAUCGUUGGGCAUUUUCAGCGUCCUGUUCAUCGUUCUCAUCGGCUUCGUAAUUUACUGGAGGAGGUUGUCCAAAAAAGAAUCCUCGGACAUUCAGAUUCAUUCCAUGAGAAGCGCAGCAGUGAAGCUGGAGGACUACGAAGCUUACUACAAGAAGCAGAAGGCCGACUCCAAUUGCGGCUUUGCCGAAGAGUUCGAGGACUUACGACCGGUCGGGACAAAUCAGUCAAGAUCAAGCGCUUUGAUUCAGGAGAACAAAGCCAAGAAUCGCUACAACAACGUGCUGCCUUACGAUCAUUCUCGAGUGAAACUGUCCAUCAUUCACGGGAGUCCGUACGACGACUACAUCAACGCCAACUACAUGCCGGGUUACAACUCCAAAAAGGAAUUUAUUGCCGCUCAGGGUCCUUUGGCCGGCACCGUCAAGGAUUUUUGGAGGAUGAUAUGGGAGAAGAAUGUGCACAGCUUGGUCAUGCUGACACGCUGUAAUGAGCAGGGAAGGGUGAAAUGUGAGCAGUACUGGCAUUCCACCAGCAAGCACUUUGAAUACAUCCGCGUGACCACCACCUCGGAAAUCCCGCUCGACGACUGGACCAUCAGAGACUUUGACAUUAAAAACGUGAAAACGGCCGAGACCCGUUCGGUUCGGCAGUUCCACUUCACGGCCUGGCCCGAUCACGGCGUUCCGGAGACCACCGAGCUUCUGAUCGGCUUCCGACACCUGGUGCGAGAACACAUGGACCAGUAUUCCACCAACUCGCCCGCGGUGGUCCACUGCAGCGCCGGCGUGGGCCGCACCGGCACCUUCAUAGCCAUCGAUCGACUCCUCUUCCAAAUUGAACGAGAAAACGUGGUGGACGUUUACGGCGUGGUGCACGACCUGCGAAUGCACCGACCGCUCAUGGUGCAGACAGAGGACCAGUAUGUGUUUUUAAACCAGUGUGCAAUGGACAUCAUCCGCUCCAGAACUGGAACAAAUGUCGAUCUCAUCUACCAAAACACGGCUGCGCUUUCCAUUUACGAGAACGUGGAACCCAGAAAAGGUUAUUAUAAACAAGGGUACCCCAGUACCUAA
Molecule: messenger RNA, 5487 nt
Organism: Nerophis lumbriciformis (worm pipefish)
Lineage: Eukaryota; Metazoa; Chordata; Actinopteri; Syngnathiformes; Syngnathidae
Source: RefSeq, a predicted model, not a curated record